Messenger RNA from Porites lobata, 603 nucleotides. NCBI's taxonomy places the organism in Eukaryota, Metazoa, Cnidaria, Anthozoa, Scleractinia, Poritidae. The record is from the annotation of a GenBank genome assembly.
AUGAUCAAGAUCAAAAACACAGAUGAUUUAUGUUGUGCCCGUGCCCUCGUAACGAUGAAAGAGUACGUGGAUGGAGACCCAGACAAACAAUAUAGAAAUCUACGUGAUGGCAGACCCAUUCAAGAACGCCUAGCCAAGCAGCUUCACCAAGAUGCAAUUGUACCUGAGGGACCCUGUGGCUAUGACGAACUAGAAAAAUUGCAAGCGUUUCUAGGACCCCAAGGCUACAAAAUCAUCGUGGUAGAUUACGUCUCUUGUGCCUGUAUUUUUCAAGGCAAUGUGGAUCAGUAUAGCAAAGUCAUUUAUUUGCUUAAACACGACAAUCAUUACAAUGGCUUACGAAGCAUGGCCGCCUUUCUGAAUCGAUCCUACUUCUGCCCUGAUUGCUGUAAAGGGUUCAACACAGAUGACACAGCAAGCCAUUCUUGUAGUGGUCGUAAUUGCUGUAGUUGUCAGCGCACACGUUCUCAGAAAAAUAGUGGUGGCUGCCCAGAUUUUUCCCCAGGAAAAAGAGAACCAUUCACUGUAAAGACUGCCAGCGGGAUUUCUAUGGUCCAGAUUGUUUCAAGGCUCAUAAAGAAACAAAAGGCAAGAAAAAAGUGA